Ochlerotatus camptorhynchus is the source of this 810-nucleotide messenger RNA. RefSeq lists its product as uncharacterized. NCBI's taxonomy places the organism in Eukaryota, Metazoa, Arthropoda, Insecta, Diptera, Culicidae. The record is from RefSeq and is a predicted model, not a curated record. The transcript is spliced from 3 exons. Bases 1 to 810 code for a protein of 269 amino acids.
AUGCCAAAUCCGGCCAGAAGAUCAUCGGACCGUCGAGAGCCUCCGCUAUCCCCAGCUAAUGUGGCGAUAUUUAAGCCACUGAAGUAUGCUUGGAAAAAGGCGGUUUCGGAUUGGCGUUGUGAAAAUGAUGGUGAAACACUAACAUUGCUGCACCUCGGACCUGUCCUUCAGAAUGCUAUGAACAGUGGAAUGAAGAAAGAGAGCAUCAUAAAUGGUUUCAGAGUGUGCGGUUUGUACCCAUUCAAUGUCGAAAACGUGGAUUCUAGCAAAUGCAUAGCCAAAGCGUCCUCGUCUGUACCAUCAGUCUGUAGCUACAUAGCUACAGAGAGUGAAAAUGUUCCGAUAAAUUCAUCACCAGCUCAGCUAGGCACCAUUUUUCCAACUUCGAAUAAUUCGAUUGAGAUCAUUGAAGAUACUCUAGUUAUGCUGAUUUCACCUCUUUAUGUGAAAAAAUCAGUCUUGAUCGCGUGUACUACGAUUAACGAAGCUGUGGAGAGUAUCGGAACCGCUCACUUACAUCGAAUAAUGUCAACGACGGAUCUGACUGAGGAUCAACAAGUCAUACGAUCGCUUUAUGAGACACUCCUCAAGCCAUUUCAUUACCAAAUUCCACAGACUAUAGAAAUACUUACCCUGGACGGUGAUCCUGUAGCCUUGAACGACGAACAAAGAGAAACUGAACUUGUCGAGUUAUCAAUAGAUACAUUACCGAUGGCCGAUACCGAUUUGAAAACGACGGGCCAUUUGGAAUCGAUUCACCUGAUGUGUCUAACGCAAGAGCAUCGUAUGAUAAUACUCCGUCAACGCUAA